GGGUGUAUGGUGAUGUACAACGUGUAAAGAUUCUCUACAACAAAAAGGAUUCAGCCCUGAUUCAGAUGGCUGAACCCUACCAGGCGUAUUUGGCUAUGACCCAUUUGGACAAGCUCCGUAUCUGGAACAAAGCGAUCCGCGUGAUGCCGAGCAAACAUCAGGCGGUGCAGCUACCGAAGGAGGGCCAACCGGAUGCCGGCCUGACCCGCGACUACGCACAAAAUCCGUUGCACCGGUUCAAGAAGCCGGGCAGCAAAAACUACCAGAACAUCUAUCCACCGUCAGCUACACUGCAUUUAAGCAACAUUCCAUCUACCGUAACCGAGGACGAGAUCAAGGAAGCCUUCACCAAGAACAGCUUCGAUGUGAAAGCUUUCAAGUUUUUCCCGAAGGACCACAAGAUGGCCCUCAUACAGCUCAGCUCAGUGGAGGACGCCGUGUGUGCGCUGAUCAAGAUGCACAACUACCAGCUGUCGGAAUCGAACCAUUUGCGCGUCAGCUUCUCGAAGUCCAACAUCUAA
Anopheles cruzii is the source of this 521-nucleotide messenger RNA. RefSeq names its product polypyrimidine tract-binding protein 3-like. The record is from RefSeq and is a predicted model, not a curated record. The annotation marks the transcript as partial. Gene Ontology annotation, biological process: mRNA processing; regulation of RNA splicing. Gene Ontology annotation, molecular function: mRNA binding. Lineage: Eukaryota; Metazoa; Arthropoda; Insecta; Diptera; Culicidae. The transcript is spliced from 4 exons. Gene Ontology annotation, cellular component: nucleus.